Diachasmimorpha longicaudata is the source of this 2067-nucleotide messenger RNA. It is a transcript of the gene ash2, whose product is annotated as set1/Ash2 histone methyltransferase complex subunit ASH2. The coding region runs from base 137 to 1867 and encodes 576 amino acids. Gene Ontology annotation, cellular component: Set1C/COMPASS complex. Lineage: Eukaryota; Metazoa; Arthropoda; Insecta; Hymenoptera; Braconidae. The transcript is spliced from 9 exons. Gene Ontology annotation, molecular function: transcription cis-regulatory region binding; protein binding. The record is from RefSeq and is a predicted model, not a curated record.
GGAUUUUUCGUCGAUAAAACAGGAAAAAAACUUUGAUAAAAUACAAAUGAUCGAGUGUUUGUUAUUUUCACUGGAGAACCUGUGAGUUCUGGAAUUCUGAUUGUUUAUAAUUAAUUGCGAGAAGUGAUUCUAAACCAUGACAGACGACAAGAUCGUCAGUUCCACUGAGAAAGCGGAAUUAACGGAGAGUAAUCCGAGCAAAGAGAAUCAGAGUGCUAAUGUUGACGAUGAGAAGGAGAAAGUUAAGGGGGAGGACACCGGCGAAAAGGGAAAUUGUAGGAAUGCCGCAAACGGGGAUGCUAGCAAUUGUUAUUGUGGGAAGGACAGGAACCUCAAUAUCGCGGAAUUACUGUGCGCCAGUUGUUCGAGAUGGUUUCAUGAGUCAUGCAUUGGCUAUCAGUUAGGCAAAUUAGUUCCAUUCAUGAUGAAUUACAUAUUCAUGUGUAAAAAUUGUUCUCCAACUGGCCUGGAGAGUUUCAAGAAGAAUCAAGCCCAAUUUCCACAAAUGUGCGUCACAGCGAUAGCUAACCUCCUUCAGAUAGCCCAGAAGGAUCCAGAGCAACGAAUGCUGUUCAAUAAAGACCGAGAUAUCAUUCCAUUUAUCGAGUUACACUGGGAAAGUAUGACGACAAUGCCUAGGAGAGUUACCCAAUCUUGGCACGCGACAAUCCACAGAGCAUUGUUGAAAGAUGUUGGAACUCUGUUCACGAUGGAUGAGAACAACACGGAUGGACAAUUAUUUGGAUUGACAACCCCAGACCUUGUGCUCAUUAAACCCAAUUACGAGGCUAUGAUUAAAGGUGGGCAUUUGAAGAUAACUGAGAUGGGAGUCCAACAUGUGGUACCGUUGGGCUCCGGGCUUAGAGGACGAAACGCUAAACGUAAAUUGCCGGGUGAGGGCACAGGGACUGGUCCAGGAAAGAAGGGACGGGGAUCGGAUCUAUCCACUCCAAAAUUACCAGCGCAUGGAUAUCCACUGGAACAUCCAUUCAAUAAAGAUGGGUACAGAUACAUUCUGGCUGAACCCGACCCACACGCUCCAUUCAGACAGGAAUUCGAUGAAAGCAGUGAUUGGGCUGGCAAACCAAUUCCCGGCUGGUUGUACCGAGCCCUGAGUCCCAGCACAGUCCUCCUAGCUCUACACGAUCGAGCCCCUCAGAUGAAGGUAUCAGAAGACAGACUGGCUGUUACUGGAGAUAAGGGUUACUGCAUGGUUAGGGCAACCCACAGUGUCUCCAGGGGGACUUGGUACUGGGAGGCAAGCAUCGAGGAAAUGCCAGAGGGUUCGGCUACUAGACUUGGCUGGGGGCAGGACUAUGCAAACCUCCAAGCUCCUCUGGGAUACGAUAAAUUCGGGUAUUCUUGGAGGUCCAGAAAAGGGACAAGAUUCCAUGAGAGCAGGGGGAAACACUACAGCAAUGGAUACGGUGAGGGCGACACUUUAGGGUUCCUCAUCAUUCUACCGGAUGCCUAUGACUCUUCACAUAUUCCGAAUACAUAUAAAGAUCGUCCUUUAGUGAAAUUCAAAUCCCAUCUUUACUACGAAGAGAAAGAUCAAGUUGCUGAAGCGCUGAAGGCACUCAAGCCACUCCCGGGAAGUAAAAUAGUAUUUUAUAAGAAUGGAGUAUCGCAGGGUGAGGCGUUCAUCGAUAUGCACAGGGGUGGCUACUACCCAACUGUUUCUAUUCAUAAAAGUGCAACAGUUUCAGUCAACUUCGGACCUAAUUUUAAAUUCCCUCCGCAAGACACUUCCUUCCGUGGGAUGUGUGAUAAAGCGGAAGAAGCAAUGGCUGAGCAGUCAAUGGCAGACAUGCUCUAUCUCAACGAAAACGAGGGAAAGCUCAGACUGGACACGUAUUCCUUAUGACAUUAAUGAAAAUUUUCAUUUCGAUUUUUCAUUCUGUUUUGCGUUAAAUUCGAAUAAACGGUGGUGAAAAAUUAUGAUCAUAAAUGUUUUUCAACUCACGCCAAUCGUUGUGGAUAAUAACUGUAUUCAUAAUCCUCGUCGAUAUUGUAAAUUCAUAAAACGAGGUUUGAAGUGGAUAAUAAAUGAUAAUUUUCAAAAUG